UUGAGUUUGAAGAGAGAGAGAGAGGCGGGUACCUUCAAAGGAUCCAGAUUUGAGAACCGUUCGUUCCCGCGCAUCACGGCAGACCCCUAAGAAAGUAGAAAGACACACAUAUACGCGGGUAUCAAACCCCAAAGCUCAAAUUAGUCAUCUCGCUUCUGCUGGCAAUUGCAAGGCCUCCUCGUCUUUUUACCAAAUACGCGUCGCUAUUCUCCAUCUCGAUCCCUCGUCCAACCCGAAUCACAAUCAAACCCUGCCUCUCUUCUUCUCAAUCAUUGGUGGCUGAGAAGAGGAAGAGAGAAGGGAUGCAAUAAUUAAGACAACUUAAUUAGGGGUGGGGGCGUUGCCCUAAACUUCAAGCGCUGCGCUGGGGAAGCGAAGGCGAAGCGGAGAAGGGGACCUCUUGCUUUGGUUAUAUGGGCACGAAGAUGAAGGGCCUCCUUAAAGGCCUACGUUAUAUUUCCCAAAUAUUCGAGUCCGAGGAUGAGGAGCCGGAGAUGCAAAUCGGGUACCCUACCGACGUGAAGCAUGUGGCGCACAUCGGAUGGGAUGGCCCUUCCGUUAGCUCCAAUCCCAGCUGGAUGAACGAGUUCAGAUCGGCAUCCGCGCCGCUUAACCCCGGCAAUGCCAGCGCCGCCUCCCCCAAAUAUGAUACCAACCACUCAAGCGGGAUGGGAGGCUCCCUGCGAGGAACCUCCGAUCAGCCGAACCCGAAGCCAUCCCGGCGUGGGCAAACAUCAGGCCCAGACUCACCAAAACGGAACUCGCGGCGCAACCACUCCGCCGAUUCAAUCACCCGUGAGGGAUCGGGGGGAUCACGGAACCGGCGUAACAAGGGUGGAUCCUCCACAGCUGCGGCAAAUGGAGGGAAUGACUUACCGGGGCAAGACUUGCCGGCGAUUCCCAAGCAGGCGAGGCGGAAAAAGACGAAGGGCGGUUCCGGCGGGUCCACGAGAUCUUCGAGAUCGAAGGCGACAGCCUCGGAGGAGAUGGGCGGCCGGCAGAUCACUACGCCGGCGGCGCCAUUGACGGGGAAGGAGAGGCUUUGAGGCGACCUCUGGGACUUGGUUUUGGUCACGACUUACGAUGCUCUGGUCUGGUGGUGUAGUGAAGAGAAACGAUUACGUUUUUUAAUUAAUUAAUUAAUUAAUAUAUAUAGAAAAGGGUGAGAUUUGUGGAAGUCUUAUUAAUUUAUUAUUAGAUGAAAUGAAUGAAUGAAUUGCUCUCAGCCUCUCAAAGUCUUGUAUAUCAUCUUCAUAUAUUGACCAAAUUGCCCUUUCCUUCUUUUCUGUUUCCGCUUCUGAACAAUAAACUACCGAAGGACAACGAUGGGCAAUUUUGAUUUUGUAACCAUUGUU
Molecule: messenger RNA, 1355 nt
Organism: Dioscorea cayenensis subsp. rotundata (Guinea yam)
Lineage: Eukaryota; Viridiplantae; Streptophyta; Magnoliopsida; Dioscoreales; Dioscoreaceae
Product: CRIB domain-containing protein RIC10-like
Exons: 4
Coding region: 414-1046 (210 amino acids)
Source: RefSeq, a predicted model, not a curated record